GGCUCCACACUGUAGACCCGGGGUGCAGGGCUGUUCCUGUGGGCUGCUCCUGAAGAUCCGAGGGACUUCCGCUAGAGAGACUCAGCCUCCGCAGCUCACCGCUAACUUGGGCACCGCUUUGGACUCGAAGCUUCGCCUUGGGCCUUCUAGCACCAUGAAGCUCCUGCUGUUGACCUUGGCCGCGCUGCUGCUCUUGUCCCAGCUCACUCCAGGUGAUGCUCAGAAAUGCUGGAACCUCCACGGCAAGUGCCGCCACCGAUGCUCCAGGAAGGAGAGUGUCUACGUCUACUGCACAAACGGGAAGAUGUGCUGCGUGAAGCCCAAGUACCAGCCGAAGCCAAAGCCCUGGAUAUUUUAAGUGCCCGGAAACCUGAAGCCUGGAGGAGGCAGUUGGCAAAGUUGUCCUAGGUUGAGCUCAUGGAUUCUUGAGCUCAGUCAAUAAAUGCACCUGGCUGA
Peromyscus eremicus (cactus mouse) is the source of this 456-nucleotide messenger RNA. It is a transcript of the gene Defb123, whose product is annotated as defensin beta 123. The record is from RefSeq and is a predicted model, not a curated record. Bases 155 to 358 code for a protein of 67 amino acids. Gene Ontology annotation, cellular component: extracellular region. NCBI's taxonomy places the organism in Eukaryota, Metazoa, Chordata, Mammalia, Rodentia, Cricetidae. Gene Ontology annotation, biological process: innate immune response. The transcript is spliced from 2 exons.